AGGAGCAUCUCUGUUCAGGUGACAGUAGAGAUAAGGAAGUAGCAGGAAUUGCGUGAGUUUGGAUUGCGUGUUAACAUCAGAGCUGAGAGAUCAGAAUGCUGUCAGUCCCACAUUCUUCUGAUUGAAAGCCUGAGCUCAGCUUCCUCCUCUGGUCGUCUGUCAAGAACUGACUCGAAGCGUUUGGUCAUGUCUGCAGGACCUCAGCUGUCAGAUCCACCAAGAUGACGGAUUCAGACCCGAUCAGAGUCCAGGGUCCAGGAUCCUGUAGUCUCUUCAGAAUGAAGGACUGGUCCAACAAUCAGCAUCCAGACUCCAGAGAACCUGGACUCUCAGACUCAAGGACCUCAGCUGUCAGAUCCACCAAGAUGACGGAUUCAGACCAGAUCAGAGUCCAGGGUCCAGGAUCCUGUAGUCUCUUCAGAAUGAAGGACUGGUCCAACAAUCAGCAUCCAGACUCCAGAGAACCUGGACUCUCAGACUCAAGAGAUGAACUGCUACAGAGAAUCAAGUCAGACAGCAUCUAUGCAUUAAGAAGACUGAACUCCAAAGAGAGAAACCCACCAUACAUGAGUCAACCUGGACCUCCAGAUGCUAAAGAUCAACUACUCACUCAGAAAAGUCCGUCGUCAGACAGCAUCUAUGCAUUAAGAAGAUUAAACUCCAAAGAGAGAAAUCCACCGUACAUGAGUCAACCUGGACCCCCAGAUGCUAAAGCUCAGCAGAUUGAACUGAGGAGCCAGUCUGCAGAAUCCAGAUGUUGGUCCAUGAAGAGCAACAACUCCAAAGAGAGAAAUCCACCCUUUAUGUGUGAAUGUGGACCACCGGGCUCAGAAAAGGCGAUCCCUGUUUGUGAGGAGAAGCGGCCGUCCUGUUGUGCUCUGUGUCAGAACAUCCUGAAGGACCCGAUCUCCAUCAGCUGUGGACACUGGUUCUGCAGAUUCUGCAUCACCUCAUCCUGGGACCAGUCUGCUCCAUCAGGACUCUUGUCCUGUCCUCAGUGUGGCAAAAGACCAAGAACUGCAGAUGUUGGUCUCCAGGAGCUCUUAGAUGAACAUCAGAUCAGUCUGAGGAGGAAAUGUGAACAUGCAACUGAAGAAUCAGGAAGAGAAUCUCUCCUAAACCUGAUCUACACGGAGCUCUACGUCACAGACGGACUGAGAGAAGUUCAGACCCAACAUGAGGCGAGGCAGAUGGAGACCUCUUCCAAGACCAACAGGCUUCAUGAUGCUCCAAUCAGGAACCAGGACAUCCUGAAACCUUUACCUGACCAACAUGGACCCAUCAGAGUGGUUCUGACCAGCGGCGUCGCUGGAGCUGGAAAAAGCUUCUCGGUGCAGAAGUUCACUCUGGACUGGGCCGAGGGCUCGGAGAACCAAGACAUCAGUGCUGUGGUUCCUCUUUCCUUCAGGGAGCUGAACCUGAUCAGAGAUGAGCAGCACAGUCUUCUCACUCUGAUCCAGCGGUUCCAUCCAACGUUCCAGAAGAUCCCAGCAGAGCAGCUGUCUGUCUGCAAACUUCUGUUCAUCUUUGAUGGUCUGGAUGAAAGCAGACUUUCUCUGGACUUCAGCAACAGUCCAGUGGUGUCUGAUGUCACCCAGAAGUCCUCCAUCAAUCUGCUGCUGAUAAACCUCAUCCAGGGACGUCUGCUUCCCUCAGCUCUGGUCUGGAUCACUUCCAGACCUGCAGCAGCCAAUCAGAUCCCUCCUUCAUGUGUGGACAGACUGACAGAAGUACGAGGCUUCAAUGAUGCUCAGAAGGAGGAGUACUUCAGGAGGAGAUUCCCACAUGAAGAGCUGUCCAGUAGAAUCAUUGCCUACAUCAAGGGCUCCAGAAGCCUCUACAUCAUGUGCAGCAUUCCAGUCUUCUGCUGCAUCACUUCUGCAGUUCUGGAGGAUUUCUUGACCACAGAGCAGAGAGGAGAGCUGCCCAGCACUUUAACCGACAUGUACUCAAGUCUCCUGCUGGUUCUGGCAAAGAGACGGAAGGAGAAGUACCAACAAGGACAGAGCUUAAACCAACAAGAGCUGAAAGAAACGGAUGCUGAAGUUCUUCUGAAGCUGGGGAUGCUGGCGUUUAAUCAUCUGGUGAAAGGAAAUGCCAUUUUUUAUGAAGAAGACCUGCAGCAGUGUGGUCUGGAUGUUGCAGAGGCCUCUGUGUUCUCUGGAGUUUGUACUAAGUUCUUCAGAAAAGAGUGUGGAGUCUUUGAGAAACCGGUCUACAGCUUCAUCCAUCUGAGCGUUCAGGAGUUCCUGGCUGCAGUCUACAUGUUCCACUGUUACACCAACAAGAACGCAGAAGUGAUGGAGGACUUCCUGGGGAAUGACUGGGAUCCUGUAGGGUUCUUUGAAAAAGCCUGGCAAUCUGUGGGCUUCCUGAGGAACCAGAGAAACUCAUCUCCUGAACUGUUUCUCUGCAAAGUCAUGGAGAAAUCCCUGCAAAGUAAGAACGGACAUCUGGACCUGUUCGUCCGCUUCCUCCACGGCCUCUGUUUGGAGUCAAACCAGAAAAUAUUAGCAAGUCUUCUGGGAAAAACAGACAGCAGUCCAGAAACCAUCCAGAGAAUCAUCAACAACCUGAAGAUGAUGAACAGUUUUAAGAUGUCUCCAGACAGAAGCAUCAACAUCUUCCACUGUCUGAUGGAGAUGAAAGACCUCUCCGUUUAUAGAGACAUCCAGGAGUUCCUGAGGUCAGAGAACAGAGCAAACCAGACACUCUCAGAGAUCCACUGCUCCGCUCUGGCCUACAUGCUACAGAUGUCAGAGGAGGUUCUUGAUCGGCUGGACCUGAACGAGUACAACACCACAUUAGAAGGUCGACGGAGGCUGAUCGCGGCUGUGAGGAACUGCAGGAGGGCCCGACUUGCCGGCUGUGGGCUCACACUGACAGACUGUGAAGUCAUAGUUUCAGCGCUGAAGUCCAACCCGUCCCAUCUGACAGAACUGGACCUGAGUAACAACAUCCUGCAGAGCUCUGCGGUGAAGGUUCUGUUUGCUGGUUUGGAGAGUCCAAACUGCCGAUUGGAGACUCUGAGGUUGCAAAACAUUAGGUUUUCAGAGAUCAGCUGUGCUGCUUUGGCCUCAGUUCUGAAGUCCAACCCGACCUAUCUGACAGAACUGGACCUGAGCAGGAACAACCUGCAGGAUUCAGGAGUGAAACACCUGUGUGGUUUUCUGGAGAGUCCAGACUGCAGACUGCAGACUCUGAGGUUGGAGAACUGCAGUCUGUCGGAGAUCAGCUGUUCUGUUCUGGUCUUAGCUCUGAAGACCAACCCAACCAAUCUGGCAGAACUGGACCUGAGUGAGAACAAGCUGCAGGAUUCAGGCUUGAAGCAGCUGUGUGGUUUUCUGGAGAGUCCAGACUGCAGGCUUCAGACUCUGAGGUUGGAGGACUGCAGUUUCUCUGAGGUCAGCUGUGCCGCUCUGGUGUCAGCUCUGAAGCUCAACCCCUCCCACCUGACAGAACUGGACCUGAGCUUCAACAUGUUGCAGGAUGCAGGACUUCUGCAUCUGUGUGGUUUUCUGGAGAGCCCAGACGCCAGACUGAAGACUCUGAGGUUGAGCUGCUGCAGGCUGACAGGGAUCAGCUGUGCAGCUCUGGUCUCAGUGCUGAAGGUAAACCCGUCCCACCUAUCAGAACUGGACCUGAGCAGAAACAACCUGAAGAACGCCGAUGUUCAGCAGCUCUACAAGCUGAUGAUGAGUCCAGACUACAACCUGCAGACGCUGAGGUGGAACGUCUGAACAAGGGAGAGAAAGCAGGUCUGACGGUCCAAUCUCAUCUCCUCAGAGGUUCUGUUCUGGUUCCUCCAGAACCAAAGUGUCACUCAAAUAUUCGAAUUUUACCAAAAUCAGCAAAAACAAGCAGCAGGUCUGUCUGUACAUGAUGAGAGUUUGAUGGAGGGAUCAGUGGUCCCACAGAAGCAGACGUUUGUAUCCGUUUCCACGGCGCUGCAGUCCGCCAGACGCCUGAACGCAGCACCGGACUCACUUCUGACUUCACGUUUGCCGUAAAUGAUCCAGCCUGACGAACACUCGCUCCUGAAGAGUUUUCUGUGCGAAGGAUGUUGUUUUCGUGUUGCUGAACGUUGGAUCUUCUCACUUUUGUUGCUUCAUGUUGACAUGCUGCUUCCAGAACAAAACUAUGAUGAAGGUCAGCUUCACUAAGUCUGAGGUCACUGAAGAUCAAAUGAAGGAUUGUUAGCUAAAGAAAUGUCCGUUGCUGUCGUGUCGCUGACCGUCGGAUCUUCAUACUUCAUGCUGACUGUGAAUGCUGCUGCAGGAACAGAGAGGAGUCAUAAAAACACGUCAAAGCACUCACAGCUGUGACGAUGUUCAGCUUUACUAAGUCUGAGGUCACUGAGGAUCAAAUGAAGGAUUGUUAAGAUAAAGAAAUGUCCGUUGCUGUCGUGUCGCUGACCGUCGGAUCUUCAUACUUCAUGUUGACUGUGAAUGCUGCUGCAGGAACAGAGAGGAGUCAUAAAAACAUGUCAAAGCACUCACAGCUGUGACGAUGUUCAGAUUUACUAAGUCUGAGGUCACUGAGGAUCAAAUGAAGGAUUGUUAAGAUAAAGAAAUGUCCGUUGCUGUCGUGUCGCUGACCGUCGGACCUUCAUACUUCAUGUUGACUGUGAAUGCUGCUGCAGGAACAGAGAGGAGUCAUAAAAACACGUCAAAGCACUCACAGCUAUGACGAUGUUCAGCUUUACUAAGUCUGAGGUCACUGAGGAUCAAAUGAAGGAUUGUUAAGCUAAAGAAAUGUCGAUUUUGAAGGAGAUUUAUUUAAACUUUAAGAUAUUUUCUACAAUUGUUGAAUGUCUCCACUUUGUUAGCAUAAUGUCUUGAGUUUGAUGACAGCAUCUUCAUGUUUAUGUCGUUUCACUGCAGUGGAAUUUAAACAUGGAUUCAAUGUUAGUCCUCAACAUGUUUGUUAAAUGUUUCUAAUUUAACUCUUUAACAACUUUGUAGCAGCUGAGUUCGAUCAGUCGACGCUGUGAUGAUCAGUGAGUUGAAUGGCUGUCAUUCUUUUUUCUUUGUAGCCUCAUUUUCCAGGCAAAAUGUUUCAUAUUUCAUGUUAUUUUUUUAGGUGAAAACCUCAAACAAAUAAAAUGUGUCAGUAAAUCA
Molecule: messenger RNA, 5120 nt
Organism: Oryzias melastigma (Indian medaka)
Lineage: Eukaryota; Metazoa; Chordata; Actinopteri; Beloniformes; Adrianichthyidae
Product: NACHT, LRR and PYD domains-containing protein 12
Exons: 13
Coding region: 222-3740 (1172 amino acids)
Molecular function (GO): protein binding
Source: RefSeq, a predicted model, not a curated record